AGAGCUUAAGUAGAUAUGGCGAAAGGAGUCUAUUUCCUUGCAUUUGUUGUUCUCUUGUCAACAGCAUCCUCCCUUGUCUUUGCUGAGGAUCCCAGCCCACUUCAGGACAUUUGUGUUGCAAUUGAUGACCACAAGUCUGAAACUGCUGUGUUCGUCAAUGGAAAAUUCUGCAAGGAUUUGAAGUAUGCCGAGGCCAAAGAUUUCUUUUUCCCUGGGCUCCAAAAUCCUGGGAAUACAGACAAUCGAGUUGGGUCAAAUGUCACUGCUGUGAAUGUGGACCAAAUACCUGGCCUCAACACUCUAGGUAUAUCUUUGGCUCGUAUUGACUUUGCACCAUAUGGCCAAAAUCCUCCCCACACUCACCCUCGUGGUACUGAGAUUUUGGUAGUCGUAGAAGGUUCUCUCUUAGUUGGCUUUGUCACAUCCAACACCGAGAACCGCCUUUUCACCAAAGUUCUAAACAAGGGAGAUGUCUUUGUGUUCCCAAUUGGUCUUAUUCACUUCCAAUUCAAUGUGGGACACUCCAAUGCUCUAGCCUUUGCUGCUUUGAGUAGCCAGAAUGCAGGUGUCAUCACGAUUGCAGACGCUGUUUUUGGAUCUGAUCCUCCCAUCAAUCCUGAUGUUCUCGCCAAGGCCUUCCAACUUGACAAGAAUAUUAUUGAAGAGCUUCAGAAAAAGUUCGAAUACUAAAAUUAGAAAAACUUGUGAAACGGUUAUCAACCCUUCAUAGCAAUAUUAAAAUAAAAGGUUGCUUAUGUAACGCUCUCUAAGUGGAGUUGGAGUAUAAAAUAAUGUUGACGUUA
Corylus avellana is the source of this 803-nucleotide messenger RNA. Its product is annotated as germin-like protein subfamily 1 member 13. Gene Ontology annotation, molecular function: manganese ion binding. NCBI's taxonomy places the organism in Eukaryota, Viridiplantae, Streptophyta, Magnoliopsida, Fagales, Betulaceae. The record is from RefSeq and is a predicted model, not a curated record.